UCAUAUAUCCGCUAGUUAAGAAUACAUUUAGUCGACCCGCGGCUUGCAAUAGAGCAACCCGAUUGUAACUGUGAAAAUGAAUACGGAAAUUUCCAAUGGCGGUACAAAAUACACGGAAAUAGACAAGUGGGGUUAUGUAGUUUGUUUUGGCACUGUUAUCAUUUUUAUCGCGGGCAUUGGGCACGUGAACUCAUUCGGGUUGUUAUACAAAGAUUUUAUCGUGGAAACAAAUUCCAGUGCCAAAUCUCUAACGACUGCGCACGGAGUUUUCUCAAUUAUGUUAGCUAUUGGAGGCUUAACUCUCAAUGUGAUAACAAAAAGAUACUCCUUGAGAUUAGGAGGCUUUGUAGGAGCCGUAAUUAUGUCGACUGGCUCCUUUGUAACAGUUUUUAUAUCAAGCACGAACCAAUUGCCCUUCACAUUUGGAGUGCUACAAGGAGUUGGUUUCGGAAUGAUCGUCCCCGUUUGUUAUUCCACUUUCAAUCAAUACUUCGUAAGGAAAAGAACUCAAGUAAUGAGCUUGAUAAAAGCUGCCCAAGGAGUUAUAUUGAUAUUCUAUCCACAACUUCUAAAAGAAUUAUUAUCGUGUUAUGGAUUCAGAUCAACACUGCUGCUUAUAAGCGGGAUAUCUUUGCACACAUUUCCCGGUGUAUUCGCUAUGAAGUUUUUCAGGAAGACAAACAAAAAUAGAACAGCAAACAUAGUGUCACUAGAAAAUGGGCCAACUGAUCGGGAAACUGUUGAUUUGCUUAACAAAAAUACUAAGCAAUCUGAAAUUAAUGUCACGGUGAAAGAAACUAUGUCCCUUACCAUGUUCGGGCACGACAUAUUAGAAAUGUUAAACGUAAAGAUACUCAAGGACCCAGUGUUUUGUAACAUUUGCAUUGGUCAGAGCUUCGUGAAUUUCUCUGAUAUCAUUUUCUUCGUUUUUCAACCAAUGCUUCUCUAUCAGUAUGGAUUAAGUACAAAUCAAGUAGCAGCAUGUAUUUCUAUCAGCGCCGGUGCGGACGUCGCGGGCCGUUUUGGACUGGCCUUCAUAAGCAGCAUAGUUCCAAUCAACAUAAGAUCGUUGUUCUACGUGGCAACAGCUUUCACCCUAGUAGCGAGAAUAGUGAUACUCCAAGUUCGUCACUUUGUAUGGCUGGCAGUGAUCACCAGUGUGCUCGGAGUUCUUCGUGCCUGGCUCCACGUGGCCAGUCCUCUCGUCAUAUCUCAGCACGUGACACAUGAGGCUUUCACCGGCGCAUAUGCACUGUUUAUGCUCUCCACUGGUCUUGUUAAUAUCAUCUUCUCUCCCAUUAUUGGUUUGAUAAGAGAUGUCUACCAAGACUAUAUCCCAGCCUUUUACGCGUUGUCAGCUUGCUGUUUGCCGUGUCUAUGCCUAUGGCCUGCCGAGUAUUAUAUUUUAAAGAAAUAAAUUAAAAAAUAGAUUUUUAAUCCUAA
Molecule: messenger RNA, 1443 nt
Organism: Bicyclus anynana (squinting bush brown)
Lineage: Eukaryota; Metazoa; Arthropoda; Insecta; Lepidoptera; Nymphalidae
Product: monocarboxylate transporter 1
Exons: 8
Coding region: 77-1417 (446 amino acids)
Biological process (GO): transmembrane transport; monocarboxylic acid transport
Molecular function (GO): monocarboxylic acid transmembrane transporter activity
Source: RefSeq, a predicted model, not a curated record